Molecule: messenger RNA, 3286 nt
Organism: Coregonus sp. 'balchen'
Lineage: Eukaryota; Metazoa; Chordata; Actinopteri; Salmoniformes; Salmonidae
Source: the annotation of a GenBank genome assembly
AUGACUACUCUCCCAAUUGGAUUGUUAUUGGGCGCUUCGGUGUGCUGUAUUGUUUUCCUGGGUCGCGCGGAGGCCCAGCCAUUCGAGGAACAGUGUUUGGACAAUUUCGAAAAGGGCAGAGAAGAUUUCGUUCUCGACACAGAUGACUCGGUGAAAGACGGUGCGACUUUCAUCUCUUCACGGAAGGAUGAGAGCAUCAAGGACUGUAUACGCUCCUGCUGCAAAGAUCCCAAGUGUAAUGUCGCUUUCAUGGAGAAUGGGUCGGGUGACGGCAUGGUCAAGUCAUGCUUUCUCUUUGACUGUCUAUACAAGCAGAAGUACGUCUGCCGAUUUGUCAGGAAGAAGGGAUUCCUGAACUACAUCAGAGACUCGGUGUAUGAAAGUGAUCUGGCAACAAAAAAUCUCCCAGGUAAAACAGGCAGACUGGUCCUCUGUAGCUCAGCUGGUAGAGCACGGCGCUUGUAACGCCAGAGUAGUGGGUUCGAUCCCCGGGACCACCCAUACGUAUAAAAUGUAUGCACACAUGACUGUAAGUCGCUUUGGAUAAAAGCGUCUGCUAAAUGGCUUAUUAUUAUUAUUAUUAUUAUUAUUAUUAUAGACUAGACUAAGACCAAUAUGUACCCUGAAAGGGCCUACCAUUACGUUAAGGUCCAAGGACCUUAAAUGUUAUUUUCAGAGGCUCUGGCAACCAAAACAGCCAAAUACUCCAUCUAAACGUGAAUCUAUUAUCGAAUGUGAUACAAUUCAAGAAACAUAAAGCCCUUUACUUUCAUAUCACAUCAUAAUUUCACAAAUGCAAAUGCAGUAACAUGGAAAUAUGGCGGUGUGGGAACAUUAACCCUAUAAAGGUGUGUAGGAAUUUAACCUUUUUGAAAAUGAUUUAUUGCUGGUAUGAAAGAUACUUUCCUUAUGCUUCCAAAACCGUGCUGCAAGAGAUAUGUGUUAACAUUUAGAGCAAGCAUCAGGGCUCUUAACAAAACUCCCCCGGUCAGAAGAUGCACUACAUGGCCAAAAGUAUGUGGUUAUGGCUAUUUAAGCCACACCUGUUGCUGACAGGUGUAUGAAAUUGAUCACACAGCGACGCAAUCUCCAUAGACAAACAUUGCCGGUAGAAUGGCCAGUACUGAAGAGCUCAGUGACUUUCAACGUGGCACUGUCAUAGGAUGCCACCUUUCCAACAAGUCACUUUGUCAAAUUUCUGCCCUGCUAGAGCUGCCCCGGUCAACUGUAAGUGCUGUUAUUGUGAAAUGGAAACAUCUAGGAGCAACAACGGCUCAGCCGGAAAGUGGUAGGCCACACAAGCUCACAGAACGGGACUGCUAAGCGUUGAAGCGUGUAAUGUGUAAAAAUCGUCUUUCCUCGGUUGCAACACUCACUACUGAGUUCCAAACUGCCUCUGGAAGCAAUGUCGGCACAAUAACUGUUCACCGACAGCUUCAUGAAUUGAAAUAGCCGCACACAAGCCUGAGAUCCCCAUGCGCAAUGCUGGAGUGGUGUAAAGCUCGCCGCCAUUGGACUCUGGAGCAGUGGAAAUGCGUUCUCUGGAGUGAUGAAUCACGCUUCACCAUCUGGCAGUACGACGCAAUGGAUUAAUCUGGGUUUGGCGGAUGCCAGGAGAACGCUACCUGCCCGAAUGCAUAGUGCCAACUAAAGUUUGGUGGAGGAGGAAUAAUAGUCUGGGGCUGUUUUUCAUGGUUCGGGCUGGGCCCCUUACUUUCAGUGAAGGGAAAUCUUAAUGCUACAGCAUACAAGGACAUUCUAGACGAUUCUGUGCUUCCAACUUUGUGGCAACAGUUUGGGGAAGGCCCUUUCCUGUUUCAGCAUGACAAUGCCCUCGUGCACAAAGCGAGGUCAAUACAGAAAUGGUUUGUCGAGAUCGGUGUGGAAGAACUUGACUGGCCUGCACAGAGCCCUGACCUCAACCCCAUCAAACACCUUUGGGAUUAAUUGGAACUGGGAUACUCAAAUUAGUGUGAUAUGUUACGUUUGGUAUGGUCUUUGCAAUUUGUAACAUAUUUUACAAAUUGCAAUUCGUAACAUAUACGAAAUGGAUAAUGGACAUCCACAAAUGAAUACAUACCAUACGAAACGUAACAUAUCAAACUAAUUGGAGUGUCCCGGAUUUACAUUUACUAUGCUGUCUACCCCUGAGUCCAGGUUGAAGCACGAUACCCAGGAAUCACUAGCACACAUCACAAAAUAGACACUCAUCAAAUUAACUAAUUAAGUCUGCAAUGAACUUCAGGUUGCCAUUGAACUGCUUACUAAAGUAAAGUAACAUGAACACACAUACAAUUGAGCUAUAUUGUUAUGAGCAGAGAAAGCCACCCACUAUCUCCAGAGGAGAUGAAACCACCUGCUUAGAGAAGAGCAUUACCCAGCAUGUCCACACACGCCAUGGCUUAUUAUAAGGCCCCUUGUCUGAGGUUUCAGUUUUCACCUCAUUGCUUUUUACAGAGGAGAUUGGUAUUGUACUGUGAGUCAAGUAAUGGAUUGCACUCAGACUUGAGUGAAUAUUGUAUGUCAACAGGAUGUAGUUAGCAAUUGGGCAUGAGUACCACCAAACUAAUGGAUUUGCUGACCCUCAUGUUGUCAUGUUAUGUUGACACUCAAAACCCUUCAAAUGCCACCAAAGUUCAGCCUAGUCAAACUUGAACCAGCCAUAUGAGCUAUGUGUCUUUAACCUAACGGUUAAAGCUGCAUGUAUUUUCAGUCUGAAUAUGUUGUAUUGAACGUGAUGAAGGUUGUAUUCAACUUCCAGGUGAAGAGGACCAUCCUCCAGAGGCCAAUGGAGGUCCGGACAGAGUGGUGCAGCCCCAGGAAAGUUUGACUCUGAACGGCAACGAGAGCAAGGACGACCACGAAAUUGUCACGUACAAGUGGCACCUAGUGUCAGGGAACACCUCCGCUGUCAUUGAGGUGGGCAAUGAUGACUGGGGCAUCAGGGAGCACUGGUCGGGCUUUAUUCGAAUGUUUGGGGCGUUUACCUGAUCAUAGUUAAUGGUGAUUACUCUUUGACUGUGUAAAAGUACAUGAGAUGGAUAGGUCACCCUCGGAACACCAGAGGAUGAGGAUCACAAUUAAAGCUUCUCCAUUUCCAAAGUUCUCCCAUACAAGAAAAUAUAUUGAUACAUUUUAUUUUCUUGUCUCCUAGAAAACGUCAUUUAAUGACCAGGUGAUCGUGUCCAACCUGAUGUCUGGGGUGUACAAGUUCCAGCUGACUGUCACAGACUCCAGCGGGCAGUCUGACCAAACCCAGAUCACCGUCCUUGGUGCUCACCCCUGA